This is a messenger RNA of Protopolystoma xenopodis, 657 nucleotides long. The record is from the annotation of a GenBank genome assembly. Lineage: Eukaryota; Metazoa; Platyhelminthes; Monogenea; Polystomatidea; Polystomatidae.
AGGCACGCUCUCCGCCUUGGCGGUGACGCUUGGGCGGAAUACCUUGUCGCAUCAGCCUAUUGCCUCUGGUUCUUGCAGCUUCCUGCUUACCUAGCUUCGAUUUCAUCGUGGCGCAGCUUCUACGAAGCAGGGAUUAUUGCCUCUGGAUCUAGAAACAUUAGUACAUCAAACUUGCCGAUGAAUCAACAAAAUAUAUGUAAAUCACAAGAAAAGCCAAAGCUAGACCAGAUGCAAAAGAAGGGUGAUGAAGAUUUGCACAAAAAUGCGCAAUUGCUGACACCUACAUCGCAUCCACUCAUUGAUUCAGCAUCAUACCCAUGCUCAAAUGAGACUCGAACUUAUACAGCUACCAGAGAUGAGAGUCUAUUAUCAAAUAGUAGCAACUUCCGCUGGCCACCUCCGGCAACUGCAUCAGAAGUUCUCAAAGACAAUAGUCUGUUGUCAACUGGCGCUCACUGUGGUAGCCUGGAUGAAUCUGGGACUGGAAAAGACGGAUUAUGGUCAGAGGAGGCUAUUUCAGCUGAGGAGGCAAUAAGCCAAUGCUUGAUUGGUGCUGUUCAAGUGUUCUAUAGAUUGCACCAGCAUGGGUUAAAACUACCAGACCAAGUAAGAUAUGUCAUAGAUAUUAAGACCGAGAUGGUGUGCAGUAAGCAGUGA